Messenger RNA from Diaporthe citri, 573 nucleotides. RefSeq lists its product as uncharacterized. The transcript has a single exon. The record is from RefSeq and is a predicted model, not a curated record. NCBI's taxonomy places the organism in Eukaryota, Fungi, Ascomycota, Sordariomycetes, Diaporthales, Diaporthaceae. The coding region runs from base 1 to 573 and encodes 190 amino acids. Gene Ontology annotation, molecular function: acyltransferase activity, transferring groups other than amino-acyl groups.
AUGUCCACAUCACCACUCACCUUCCGCAAGGCCACGCCCGCCGACGUCCCCGCGCUGCUGGCGCUCGUCAAGUCGGCGUACCGCGGCGAGGACAGCCGGCAGGGGUGGACGACCGAGGCAGACCUCGUCGCGGACGAGCGCAUCGACGAGCCGGGCCUACUCGCCAAGAUCACGGCAACCGGGGGCGCCGUCCUGCUGGCCACCACCGCCACCACCUCUGGGCCCGACACCGCCGCCGAGACCCUGCUCGCCUGCUGCGAGGUCCUCCGCCACCCGGCCCCCAGCGACCUGUCGUACUUUGGCCUGUUCGCCGUCAGCCCCAGGCUGCAGAACGGCGGGAUCGGGAGGAGGAUGCUCGCCGAGGCGGAGAGGUACGCACGACACGACAUGGGCGCCGCAAGAAUGGAGAUGACGGUCGUGUGGCUGCGGGACGAGCUCAUCGCGUGGUACGUGCGGCGGGGCUACGUGGUUGUGGAGGGGGAGAAGAGGCCUUUCCCCUAUGAGAGCCUCGUGAAUGGCAAGGCGUUGAGGGAUGACUUGUAUUUCCUGGUGUUGCGGAAGGAUUUGGUGUAG